This is a messenger RNA of Cantharellus anzutake, 586 nucleotides long. RefSeq lists its product as uncharacterized. The record is from RefSeq and is a predicted model, not a curated record. Bases 198 to 527 code for a protein of 109 amino acids. Gene Ontology annotation, biological process: regulation of DNA-templated transcription. The transcript has 6 exons. Lineage: Eukaryota; Fungi; Basidiomycota; Agaricomycetes; Cantharellales; Hydnaceae. Gene Ontology annotation, molecular function: zinc ion binding; DNA-binding transcription factor activity, RNA polymerase II-specific.
UUCCUGUGCUCUUCGUGCCGCACGACCGGGAUCGUUCUCAAGUCUCUUAUCUCUGAAUUACUGCUAACCCUCCCGCUUCCGUUACCGCAUUCCGUUCCCGACUCCGUUUCCUCUUCCUUUUCCACAGUCUUACAUAAACCAGUUGCAUCGUAGUGCGGUCGAAUGGAAUCUCGUCAUGUCCCCGUAUCAACCUCGCGAUGCGUAUGCCCGUCAAGCAUGCAAAGAGGACAAGAUGCUUACCGUCCCCCGGAACCACCGGCUGCAAGAGAUGUGGGCGCCUGGGCAAAGAGUGCGUCUUUGACCAAGUCAGAAAGCCAAAAAGGAGCAACGCCCCAACUGAGGACACCAUACAAAUACCCCAGUCUCUUGAAACUAACCAUGAAAUCGUUGCAGCACUGUUCAGCGAGGUCAGGAAGCCAACCAUGUGGACUCUCAAGGCCACUAUGAUUCUCUUAGAUCAUUUCCGAACAGUGGAGGACGUGAGAUACAAUUACGUGAAGGGUGUGUUUCAAGUCAUUCACAGCUGAUCCCCCGUCUCAUAUUCGUUUGCCACUUCGCCUAGCGAUCGCGCACGAAAUGGUAGAUA